ACUCUAAAACUAGUUUAUUGUAAUCAUCAAUCACAACAUGAAAAAAGCCAUCCCUUUUAUUGUCGCCGCCGGUGCCCUCUACUACUACGACCAGAACGUCGACCCCAUCAUCUCCAGAAACUUCCACAGAAGUGUCCCUGCAAAGUCUGCCUCCAACCCAAUAGAGGUGUUCAAAAAGUCUGAACCAGAAAAGGCCACUGAUUCCGUCAAAGCUGCCACCUCCCAAUUCUCCAAGGACAUCGAAUCCAAGUACAACCAAUUUGAAUCCAAGACUAGCGAGUUGGCCAAUCGGUUGUCUUCCACUUUUGUGGAGAAGAAGGACGACGUAUCACGGUACGUCAAUGAGCCCAAAUUCACUGAACGUCCUGCUGGGUUCUUCCAGUCCAAAGUGGCUGCGUAUUUGGACGCGGUCAAUGCGGCCGGCGACAAGUUAUCUGGGAAGUCUAAGCUGGUGGAAGCAAAGGCCCAACAGCAGAAAGCCAGCUGGUUCACGUUUGGAAGCAACCAGCAAGAGAAGUUGCAACAAACCUACGACGUGGAAAGAGCCAGGGCUGCCAAGCAGUACGAGUUGGCCAAGGCCAAGUUGGACGAGUUGAAGAACAGCUUUGACAAGCAGAAGUCACCUGACGUGGCCCGCCAGUUGGAAGCGGCCCAAAAGGAUUUCAACAGCUCUUUGAAUAACUUGAAGGCGUACGGCCGGGACUUCAUUGACCAGACCAACAAGGAUCUUGAAAGUGCUAAAAACUCGUGGUGGAAAUGGGGUCAGAGUAAGCUGGACCAAUUGCAGAAGGAGUACGACUCCAAUAAGGCAGCAGCAAACCUGAAGUAUGAGGCAGCAAAGAAAAGGCUUGAUGAUUUGACCAGACAGGUGCAACUGUCGAAUCCAUUCAAGACUAAACAAGAAGAGCUUGAUCAUUUGCAGGCCGCUAAAGACGAUUUAUCCAGCUCAUACGACAACCUCAAGAAGUUUGGUUCGAGUUUGAUUGACAAAGUCACCAAGUAGGUAGUGCAAUUUAUGUGUAGAUGAAUAAAAUGCAAAUAUGUG
Molecule: messenger RNA, 1045 nt
Organism: Yamadazyma tenuis ATCC 10573
Lineage: Eukaryota; Fungi; Ascomycota; Pichiomycetes; Serinales; Debaryomycetaceae
Source: RefSeq, a predicted model, not a curated record